Closterium sp. NIES-65 is the source of this 1554-nucleotide messenger RNA. NCBI's taxonomy places the organism in Eukaryota, Viridiplantae, Streptophyta, Zygnematophyceae, Desmidiales, Closteriaceae. The record is from the annotation of a GenBank genome assembly.
AUGGCGAACGGCACCGUCAGGAGAACUCGGCGUAGCACGCGCAGGCAGUGGAUCCAGGCGGCCAUUUCUGAUGUAUAUCUGGGUGCUGCAUGGCUGGGUGCUGCAUGGCUGGGUGCUGCAUGGCUGGGUGCUGCAUGGCUGGGUGCUGCAUGGCUGGGUGCUGCAUGGCUGGGUGCUGCAUGGCUGGGUGCUGCAUGGCUGGGUGCUGCAUGGCUGGGUGCUGCAUGGCUGGGUGCUGCAUGGCUGGGUGCUGCAUGGCUGGGUGCUGCAUGGCUGGGUGCUGCAUGGCUGGGUGCUGCAUGGCUGGGUGCUGCAUGGCUGGGUGCAUGGCUGGGUGCUGCAUGGCUGGGUGCUGCAUGGCUGGGUGCUGCAUGGCUGGGUGCUGCAUGGCUGGGUGCUGCAUGGCUGGGUGCUGCAUGGCUGGGUGCUGCAUGGCUGGGUGCUGCAUGGCUGGGUGGCUUACACGCAUGGCUUGCCGUCACCUUCCCGCAAAUUGCACGCGCACGCCGGUCCCAACCCAACCUGGACCAGUUUCCUUCCCCUGCCUUCUGUCAUAGUACUACCCGCAGCAGCACGGUAGACAACAAACAGUGCUGUGCGUAUAGGCAGCAUAGGUGCCUCCCGCAAUAUGACUUGCAGCAGCACGCCAGGCAGCACCGGUGGGAGUAUCUGGACUCCACAUGGCAGCAGCAGCAGGAGCAGGGGUUUCAGGCUUUCAGCAGUGCCAGCAACGAUAGGAGCGGCAGUGGCAGUAGACGUGGCGUCGACGACAGCCUGUCGCUAGGAGGGGUGAAAGCACAUUGUGACUGUGGCGUCCACGAAACGCGCCGUCGAAAGUUUCCUAUCAACCCGCUCCUCUCCUUCAAUAUCUCUCACCUCAUGCACCUCACCCUUUUUCUUCUCCCUGGAUGCCUUUCAACCUAUACCUCUCGCAACCUAACCUUCCUAUCUCCCCCUUCCCCCCAUCCCCGAUUCAAUCCCUCCCCCCAUUCCCCCAUAUCAACCUCUCCCCAUCCCCCCUCCCCCGUCCCCUUCCAACCCCCCUCCCCCUAUUCCUCCAUCUCCCCGUCCCGGCAUCCCCGGUCUCUUGCAGUGAACUUCGCAGAAGCACUCGCCCGCCACAUGCGCCUGCAGGUGAGGCUGCUGGACACCCAUGUCUCCACCCAUCACGUGCGGGUGGGCCACGUGUUCGGCCCCUCACUGUCCAACCUGGGUCAACACCCCCCCUGCUCGCCUCGCCCGGCGCGCUCGUGCCCAUGCUGCCGCUGCUGGCGCACGCUGUGCUCUGCAUGUCCAUGGGCUUCCUCAUGCCUGCUCACAUGGCCGCCCUGUGGCGGUGGUGGAGAAGCUUGUAAAGGGGACAGUGAGGGGGCUGCUGGACGUGCUCGUGGUGGACAUGCCGCCCAGCUCGUGUGCUUCAGAGAAUCCCAGGGGGCGUGGUGUCCUGCCCUGCGUGUGCCAUGGAUGCCAGCAGUGGAAGGACUUCACAGCUGCCAGGCUGAGCUGCCCUGCAUGAUUCAAGGCAGCAGCAUGGGGGGUGCGCAGUGGGUGUGA